CAAGACUUAUAUAUAAAAUAAUAAAGAUUGUCAUCGUUCCAACUACAUAGAUUUCGUGUGUCUGUUUGAAUAAUUAUCUUUGUGCACAGAGUCGAUGAGUUCGAGAUUAGUGACGCUGGAAGGACAUAAAGAAAAAACGAAAAAUGCCGGGCACUCUGACGUAUCCAAUCUACGUUGGUGUUGAUUCACACCCACCUAGAAGACGCGCCCAUACAUGGACCGCACAACAUUGUUCUGCAUCACGUGUGGCAGAAAUCAAUUCGCAAUUUGAUCGAGUGUCCCUGUCGGAAUCUGUGAGAGACGAAACGAGCAAGUUGAGGUUAAAAGUAAUCGCUGGGCAUCACUUAGCUAAGAAAGAUAUUUUUGGUGCAAGCGAUCCCUAUGUACGCGUGGACUUGAACACAAUAAAUGGCGAUCAGACAGUGGAUUCUGCACUUACAAGAACUAAGAAGAAGACAUUGAAUCCUGUCUGGGAAGAAGAGUUUAUAUUUAGGGUUAAACCAGUAGAACAUAAAUUGGUCUUACAAGUUUUUGAUGAAAAUAGAUUGACAAGGGAUGAUUUUCUUGGUAUGAUUGAGUUAACAUUGAUGAAUUUACCAAAGGAACAAGAAGGUCGCUCUAUUCCUGCUAGGAAUUAUGUACUUCGUCCACGUAGUCAGCGGUCACGAGUUAAGGGAACAUUGGAAUUGUAUCAUGCAUACAUUUCCGACUCAUCUAGUAUUGAAAAUGACAACGGAGACGUAUCUGAUUCAGGCGGAUGGGAGUUAGUACAGCCAGAGAAUAACAGUCCAGUAGAGCAAAGUGCAGAUAUUACGAUAGUCAAUAGGCCAUUACCACCGGGAUGGGAAGAAAGACAGGACGCAAAUGGCCGGACAUACUAUGUUAAUCAUAUAGCGCGUUUCACACAAUGGGAACGACCAGAACCAGAUACAACAGCGGCGAGUGGACUUGUUGAACAACGUAAUUUGGAUACAGCAGCUACUGAAUUUCAACGGCGAUUUCAUAUUAGUGCCGAUGAUGAAGGUAGACAUAGGAACUCUGUAGUAAAUCAGGAUGGUGAAGUUCUACGCGAGGACGAUGAAGAUUCGGAAGCAAGAGAUUGUGAGGGUGGGGAUCAUAGGGGAGGGGGUAUUGGGGAUACUUCUUCAGACUCCGGACGUUCUGUCGAUCAACGUGGCUACCUUAGCGAAUCUGAAGAACAGACUGAUGAUAACAUCGACAGUCCAGCUGGUUCGAGACGUUCAUCAGAGCAGAUUGACAGCCCCAAACCUACUCUUCCUGUGUCUAAUGAUGAAGGAUUGCCUCCUGGUUGGGGUAUGCAAGUAGCACCUAAUGGUAGAAUAUUUUUUAUUGAUCAUAAUGAGAGGGCAACAACCUGGAUUGAUCCCAGAACGGGAAGACCAAGCUCUAUACCUAAUAAUAUUGCACCAUCAACGACAUCGAGAAGUGAUUUAGAUCAAUUAGGACCGCUUCCAGAAGGAUGGGAAGUGCAUACAGAUGGACGAAUCUUCUUUAUAGAUCAUAAUACACGAACAACGCAAUGGGAAGAUCCGCGUAUGUCUAAUCCUCAAAUUGCUGGCCCGGCUGUACCAUAUUCAAGAGAUUACAAGCGUAAAUAUGAAUAUUUGAAAUCACAAUUGAGAAAGCCUAAUAAUGUUCCUAAUAAGUUUGAGAUAAAAGUUGGACGAAAUAAUAUUUUGGAAGAUUCAUAUCGUAUUAUAAGCUCUGUUAACAGAGUUGAUAUUCUAAAAACGAAAUUAUGGGUAGAAUUUGAAGGAGAGGUAGGCUUAGAUUAUGGUGGCCUUGCAAGAGAAUGGUUCUUCUUAUUGUCUAAGGAAAUGUUUAAUCCAUACUAUGGACUCUUUGAGUAUUCUGCAACUGAUAAUUAUACACUGCAAAUUAAUCCUUGUUCUGGUGUAUGUAAUGAGUGGAUGGUAAGUCUUAAUAUGUAGUAAAACUAUAAUUAUAAUAGCAAUAUACAUGAUAUACGUAAUAUACAUAAUAAGAUAAUUAUAUUAAAAAAUUUUAUUUUUGCUUUCUUUAUUCGACCAUUUUAUAAAAUGAUGUUGGGUAAACCAAUUGAUCUGAAGGAUAUGGAGAGUGUUGAUUCUGAAUAUUACAACUCGCUUUUAUGGAUUAAAGAGAAUGAUCCUAGUGAAUUAGAACUCACUUUCAGUCUUGACGAAGAGAGCUUUGGUCAUACAUCCCAAAGAGACUUAAAGCCAGAUGGUGCUAAUAUUCCUUUGACCGAUGAAAAUAAGGACGAAUAUAUAAGUUUAGUUAUACAAUGGCGGUUUGUAUCUCGCGUGCAGGAACAAAUGAAUGCCUUUUUGGAAGGUUUCAACGCUCUUAUACCUCCAACAUUGGUAAAAAUAUUUGAUGAACAUGAACUGGAAUUGUUAAUGUGUGGUAUACAGCAUAUUGAUGUGAAAGACUGGAAACAAAAUACUUUAUAUAAAGGAGACUAUCAUGCAAACCAUAUUGUUGUGCAAUGGUUUUGGAGAGUCGUUUUGUCAUUCAGUAAUGAAAUGCGUUCUAGAUUAUUACAGUUUGUAACUGGUACAUCACGUGUUCCAAUGAAUGGAUUUAAAGAACUUUAUGGAAGCAAUGGGCCGCAAUUAUUUACAAUUGAGAGGUGGGGUACACCAGAAAAUUAUCCAAGAGCUCAUACUUGUUUUAAUCGUAUUGACCUUCCUCCGUAUAAAAGUUAUCAACAACUCAGGGAUAAGCUAGUUAAAGCAAUUGAAGGUUCUCAAGGCUUUGCUGGAGUCGACUAGCACGAAAUACCUUUGUUCAUGAUGAUAUCUGUAAUAUAAUGUAUAUAUUACAUAUACCUUAUAGAGGUGAUAUCAUUAAUAAUACCUUGCUUGUUCUUCUGAGUUGAUAAUGACUUGAGGAUAUACGUUGCAUUUAGGAAGUAUAAUUGUAUACAGUAAAUGAAGUGACAAGUUGAUUGUUUUUCGGAAAUCUAAAUUGUUGUGUAUAUUUUGUCAAUAUUUAGUUGCAACAAAACUCAAUAGUCUCGCAUAGUCUCGAAAAUAAUUUAAAUAUUGCUCCUUGUUAAUAAUCGAAAAUGACGAAAUUAAUAUCAGAUAUGAAUGCCUAUCUUGUAUUAUAACAUUUAUUCACAGAAUUAACAUACAUUCUGAAGGAUACGGAGUUAAUGUAACAUUCCAUCCUGUUUGUACAGUUUAUUUUAUUGUAAACAGGUACGUCCCGUUAGAUAAUAAAUAAUAUUGUCAUGACAGAAAUUUUGUGGCCUUAAAUUCUGGUUAUGAAAUUUCUUAUUUUAAUAAGUCUCUCGUUCGUAAAAUCUAGAUUUGUAUAAUAAUAAAGUGCUCUAAUUAUUCGUUGAUAAACGAAUAUCAUUUGGUAUUCCUUCAUCUUCAUAUUAGAUUUGCAGAGCGAUAUAUAUAUAUAUAAUCUUAUAUUUAAUAUGUUAGUAUUUCCUAGUUUGGGAGAUGACAAGUUGUAUCCAGUGUAAUCUAAUAUGUUACGAAGUGCGUUUAAGACUCUAAGCUCAUUAAUGGAGCAAUGAACAACCAGCGCGCAAUCUAAUCUUCAUAAAUUAAAGUUAAGAUCGGAUAAAGAGAAAGAUUGUCAUUAUGCAUGUAUAAUGCAAUGUUCUCUGAGUCUGUCUUUCAAAACUGGUAACUUUAAAUUAAUUCUUAAAAUUUAUUCUUUCUUUAUAAUAUGAUUAACAAGAUAUAUCAACAAGAUUGGCUCACUUAAUUAUUUUUUUCAAAAUAUGACAAACACGCAUAUGUGCGUUCGUUUAAUGUAUAAUACAUAUAUCAUAUGAAUUUCAUGAUUUGCAAAUAGUAUGGUGAAAUAGUAAGUACUACAUGUAAUUAACGUUAGAUGGACUUAAAGAAUAUUGUCAUAAUGUAAUGCAGACGAUGCGAGAGACACGUAAAUUUUUGUAAUCAAGUUUGAAUAUGUUCUAUUGUAGCUUCUUGUAUUAUAUUCUUAUAUAAAAAAAAUCAUAAAUACGAAAAAGCAGUAUAUGAACAAUAAGAUAUCUAAUGAAUUUAAUAAUCGCGUUUGGUAUCCUAUGUAUCGCAUAAACAUUUUUACAGACACAUACAGAAUGUUAAAAUUGUAUUUAUUUGUAAAUCGACGAUAUCAAAAAGAAGAUUUAAAUGUAGGUAUUAUCAGAUAGAUAUUCUAUUUGAAAAUAACCACAUUUAUGCUUGAUCUAUAUAAAUAUCCCGUAAAACUUAAUGCCUUACGAUAAUUAUAUCACGCAUUAGAAUAUAUCUACUUAAUGUUUGCUUUAUUAUUUACUGAUAUACGUUGACUUUAUUAUCGCGUCAGGUAGCUAUUGUUUGACAGUAUACACUUUAAGUGUCUUUAUCUAUAUGUCUAUACUUUCACUACCAAUGCCUUAUUUAAUUUAGGACGGAAGGAGACUUAAUUGUUUUAAGCUAGCUCAAUGUGGUAUACAACACGUUUUAUUUACAUAUACUUACGUGCACGAACUGAAAGAAAUGCGUGACUUAAUUACGUUGUAUUCAUGUAAAUAUAAAAGAAUACGUUGUAAUAUAUUAUAUCAAAAAAAAAAUGAACGCUUCUAUAUCGCAGUUGCAACAAGGAGUACAUAAAAGAUAUGCUUACCGUGCUAUGUCUUUGCGUUAUGAUUAUUAAUUAUUAACGAAAUACGGUGGAGUUUUCAUUCACGAAAAAAAUUUUAAGUAUUAAUAUUAUAUUUAAUGAAAUUAAUAUUACAA
Mycetomoellerius zeteki is the source of this 4730-nucleotide messenger RNA. RefSeq names its product E3 ubiquitin-protein ligase Nedd4 (gene Nedd4). The record is from RefSeq and is a predicted model, not a curated record. Lineage: Eukaryota; Metazoa; Arthropoda; Insecta; Hymenoptera; Formicidae. Gene Ontology annotation, molecular function: sodium channel inhibitor activity; protein binding; ubiquitin protein ligase activity. Gene Ontology annotation, cellular component: cytoplasm. Gene Ontology annotation, biological process: ubiquitin-dependent protein catabolic process; protein ubiquitination; regulation of dendrite morphogenesis.